Molecule: messenger RNA, 981 nt
Organism: Helobdella robusta
Lineage: Eukaryota; Metazoa; Annelida; Clitellata; Rhynchobdellida; Glossiphoniidae
Exons: 5
Coding region: 1-981 (326 amino acids)
Biological process (GO): sodium ion transmembrane transport
Cellular component (GO): membrane
Molecular function (GO): ligand-gated sodium channel activity
Source: RefSeq, a predicted model, not a curated record
AUGUGGAUCACCCUCCUCCUCACCGGAUUCUCCCUGGCAGUUUACCAAAUCAACGACCGCAUCGCUCAUUACUUUGAAUACCCAACCAGCACCGAAAUUGAUGUCGUCCCAUCACAAAAUAUGACCUUUCCUCGCGUUACAAUAUGCAAUGACAACUACAUCAAGUUAUCAGGAGCCCAAGAAUUAGGGGAACAUAAUUUGUACGUGAUACGUCCAGGCGCCUUCCUUGGUCUCAUGAUCAUGCUGGACGUCAACCAAUCUGACUACUUCAUACAACCAAGUCUCACCGCUGGCUACAGAGUUUGGUUGCAUGAGCCGAAUGAGCCGCCUCGAAUGAUGAAGAUGGGUUUCAAAGUCGGCGCAGGACAAUCGGUCAACGUGGACGUGUCUGUUAUAAAGAUAUCGAGGCAGAAACCUCCGUAUGGAACGUGUACUGAUGAAGAAAAUUACAACCAAGUCGACUGUGAGUGGAAGUGUUUCAACAGGGAAGUCGUCAAAGUCUGCAACUGCAGGCCUAUUUACAUGAAAGCAAUAGGCAACGAAUCAGUGUGCGAUUACUAUGAUGAAAGAUGUUGCGCAGAUAAGUUCUUCGAUGACUUCUACUUUCAAAAUCUCAAUCAAGAAUUUUCUUGCCACUGCCCUCCAGCUUGUAAUGAAAUAAUGUACCCGGCUUUCGUGACAGGAGCCAGAUACUCAAACAACAUACUCGCUCAUUUAAGUAGCGUUUCAAAAUACUCACAAAAGUACAUAAAAGAGAAUAUUGUAUCUGUAAACGUGUACCUUAGCAGCAUGCAGUACACGAAACUGGUUACUACUGCAGGGUAUUCAGUCAUGUCACUAUUAAGCGACCUUGGCGGAGCACUGGGGCUUGUUCUUGGGUCGACGUUUCUAACUCUGAUAGAAAUUGUUGAAAUGUUGCAUGAGUUUAUUGUUUAUAAUUUUGCGAAACAAAACCUACCAGAGAAGAAGCAGAAGAAAUGA